AUGCGUUACGUUUCCGCUUACUUGCUCGCCGUUCUCGGAGGAAACGCCAACCCAAAGGUUGAUGACCUCAAAAACAUCCUCAGCGCUGUUGGAGUUGAUACUGAUGCCGAAACCGCCAAGCUUGUUGUCUCCAGACUUCAAGGAAAGACCAUUGAGGAGCUUAUCGCUGAAGGGUCAGCAUCCCUCGUUUCCGUGUCCGGAGGAGGAGCUCCAGCCGCCGCUUCUGCUGCCCCAGCUGCCGGAGGAGCUGCCCCAGCCGCUGAAAGCAAGCCAGCCAAGAAGGAAGAGCCAAAGGAGGAAUCUGAUGACGACAUGGGAUUCGGACUUUUCGACUAA
Molecule: messenger RNA, 336 nt
Organism: Caenorhabditis briggsae
Lineage: Eukaryota; Metazoa; Nematoda; Chromadorea; Rhabditida; Rhabditidae
Gene: Cbr-rla-2
Product: Protein CBR-RLA-2
Exons: 3
Coding region: 1-336 (111 amino acids)
Biological process (GO): cytoplasmic translational elongation
Cellular component (GO): cytosolic large ribosomal subunit; ribosome
Molecular function (GO): structural constituent of ribosome
Source: RefSeq, a predicted model, not a curated record